AGGCAUGUCUAUCACCACCGACGGAUGCACUCGCGAUCCCGAUCUCUGGUUCGACGAUGGAAACCUUGUCAUCCAGGUCACAUCGCGGCUUUUCCGGGUGCAUCGCGGCGUGCUUGCCUUCAGCUCGAACUACUUUCGGGAUAUGAUCAACUUCCCCAAAACACAGGAACAAGACACCUAUGAGGAUGUACCUCUCAUUGCCCUCCAUGACGAUGAUCCACGCGACGCCGCUGAAUUUCUGAAGGCGCUCUAUAUGCCAUACUACUUUCCUGCGCCACCUGCGAAGACGACUUUCGAAACCCUUGAAGGGGUGCUGAGGCUCGCGCACAAGUACGACGUUCCUGCUCUGCGUCGUUGCGCCCUGAAGCAUCUAUCAACGUCGUUCCCCACUGACUUGGGGGAAAUUUCGAAGUGCCAGAAUCAUCCUCUUCGCCCAUAUACAUAUCUGGAGGUCGACCGAUUGCCAGAAUUGAUGGCGGUUGCGUCGCUGGCACAUGAGGUCCAUGCGAAGUGGCUCCUCCCCGCUGUUUUCCUGGAUACCCUUCAAUUCGACGCCGUCGCCCUCGGUUCCUCGCGCGAAUGGCGCGGGCGUCGGCGAUAUUUCACCCAUGCCGACCUCGUCCAAUGUUUCCAUGGACGUGACGCCCUGCAUAAGAAAAUACCGUUCUCGCUAUUCAUAUCUCCUUGUGUCGCGGGCCCGCCCGAUCAUUGCCUAUUGGCCAAGACGCGAUGCUUUGAUGAAGACGACGUAGUCACCUAUCACCGAUAUCCCUUGACAUACUUCACAGAGUGGAUGGUGCGCAAUUCCGAUAAACCAUUCUGUCAGCCUUGUCAAGAUGACAUGGGGACCAAAUACGCGCAGUGGCUAGACGAUACGUGGGCUAUGUUGCCGAAAGUUUUUGGUCUACCUGAUUGGGAUAAGCUGCUGGAACUGAAGCGACAGGAUAUGGGGCUCGUCCCCGUCUCUUCUUCCACCAACAAAGAUGGUGUCCAAAUGAACCAAGAUUGAUGCUGGGAGUAAGGUUAUAGGACUGGUGUAAUAAGGCAUCACAUCUCUGACUUUACGGUGUCGGUUACUUGCUGUGAGCGCGCGGGCGCUUUGUACGAUCCAUCUGACAAGCAGUUGUUCCAUGAAAUCCUGUGGGUGGUGCAGAAAAGGGUGUCGCCUCACCUUUAUGUAACCUCUAUACAUUCGGUGC
Molecule: messenger RNA, 1199 nt
Organism: Schizophyllum commune H4-8
Lineage: Eukaryota; Fungi; Basidiomycota; Agaricomycetes; Agaricales; Schizophyllaceae
Exons: 3
Coding region: 5-1009 (334 amino acids)
Molecular function (GO): protein binding
Source: RefSeq, a predicted model, not a curated record